This is a messenger RNA of Closterium sp. NIES-67, 788 nucleotides long. The record is from the annotation of a GenBank genome assembly. Lineage: Eukaryota; Viridiplantae; Streptophyta; Zygnematophyceae; Desmidiales; Closteriaceae.
GCUGGAGCAACUCGAUGGCCUCGGGCGCGGAUGGUCCACUGUCACUUUCCAGGUCGAGGGCCAGCCGCCGCAGACCAUGCACCUCCGCGACGCCUCGCAAGCGUUUGCUGACAUCUACGGCAAUCCGAACAAUGCGGAGGGCUUCAUGCUUCGGCCACGGAUUGACAGCGACCCUGCCACUGGACAGCGGCACGACGUCACUCAUCUGAGCGAGAACGGCCGGAAGAAGGCCCACCCGCUGAUGAUGACCCUUGCUAACGUCUCACAGACGAAGCGAUGGGCCACAUCCGGCCACUGCCUGCUUGGCACGUUCCCCAUCCCGCCCCGCUCAAUGCCAUCGGCGCUCUAUGCGUGGGCGUGCGACUAUCCUGAGAGCGGGAAGAUCAGCGGUACACUGUCGGGCGGGACGGAGAGACCCUGCAGCAUCUGCUAUGCGCAGAAGUCGCCCAACGUCACCCGCACGGUGUCCGACCAGCGCUGGAUUGUGGCGAACCACCGUGCUCUCUCCCCGAAUCCGGAGAAGACCGUGGGAUCAUUCUUCUCCACCUUCCCCUCCGAGACGACGUACUUCGCCACCGGUGCCAACCUGGCGGCAUUCGAGCACCGCGCCGUGCUCCAGGUCCUCGUCUUCAUCGUGGCGGACAAGCUGACGCCGGAUGAGAUGGAGGCACUCCGGCUGUACCUGGAGUGGUACCUCCUUUGCUGCCGUGUGCCAGGGCACACAGAGGGCUCUCUGCUGCAGCUUGAGGGGUUGACCCUCAGGUAGGACCAAUCUUUAUGUCAUAAUC